CAGUUCCUGAGAUAAGCGCUUCGCAGGAGAGCACCUUCGUCCCCAUGCCCCUGCAGCGGCUGGACCGGGCCGGACCGGACCCCCCGCCCGGGUAGCGCUGCCAAUGCGCAGCAACGGUGACGGGUCGGGGCGCGGGAACCGCGGCUCGCGCUCGGCUCCCCGGAGAAGAGCGCGCGGAGACAGGUCGUCAUGGUUACCGCAUUGACGGUCUGCACCAGAGGGGGAAGAUGGUCAUGUGCUGAGGCAAAAUGGCGGCAUGGAGGACGGAGGAUAUAGUCUGAUCCCAUCCCCAGCACUGAAGGAACGCUUGGGGUGGCCUUAAGCACAUGAGGCGGGUGACUGGCAUUGGCGUAAAUGAACCACUGACUGGACAUUGAGGAGCUGCGAACGGAGAGAAUCGGAUUCCCAGCAAUGAUGGCUCUAAGUGUGUUUGAAAAUGAUGAAUAUAAGCCUCCAGUUUGGAAAUCUUACUUGUAUCAGUUACAACAGGAAGCUCCUAAUCCAAGGAGGAUUACAUGCACGUGUGAGGUGGAAAACAGACCCAAGUACUAUGGAAGAGAGUUUCAUGGAAUGAUUUCGCGAGAAGCAACCGAUCAUCUGCUAAGUGUAGCAGAAGGAAGUUAUAUUAUUCGGGAAAGCCAACGUCAACCUGGUACCUACACCUUGGCACUGCGCUUUGGGACUCAGACCAGAAAUUUUCGUCUUUAUUAUGAUGGGAAACACUUUGUGGGAGAGAAACGCUUUGAGUCGAUUCAUGACCUGGUAACAGACGGAUUGAUUACGUUAUACAUCGAGACAAAGGCAGCAGAAUAUAUAGCCAAGAUGACAAUUAAUCCAAUAUAUGAACACAUUGGCUAUACAACUUUAAAUCGUGAGCCUACAAGCACAAAAUGUCUUCCAGACCUCCGAGAUGUUCAAGCAGAGCCCCAAUCUGCCAAAGAGGAUGAUACUCCAGAAGAAAGGUUGACUUCACUUGUUCGAAGAGCCACACUUAAAGAAAGUGAACGGAUUCCCAAAUAUGAAAAAGUACAUAAUUUUAAGGUUCACACAUUCCGAGGGCCUCACUGGUGUGAAUACUGUGCCAAUUUUAUGUGGGGCUUGAUUGCUCAGGGUGUGAAAUGUGCAGAUUGUGGCUUGAACGUUCACAAACAGUGUUCCAAGAUGGUUCCACAUGAUUGCAAGCCUGAUCUGAAACAUGUGAAAAAAGUCUACAGCUGUGACCUGACAACUCUGGUUAAAGCACAUAAUACAAAGAGACCAAUGGUGGUGGAUAUGUGCAUCCGAGAAAUUGAAAGCAGAGGUUUGAUGUCUGAAGGUUUAUACAGAGUAUCAGGAUUUAGUGAUCUAAUUGAAGAUGUCAAGCUGGCAUUUGACAGAGAUGGUGAGAAAGCAGACAUUUCUGUGAAUAUUUAUGAAGAUAUAAAUAUUAUCACUGGUGCGCUUAAACUUUACUUCAGAGAUUUGCCUAUUCCACUUAUCACAUAUGAUGCAUACCCAAAAUUUAUUGAAGCUGCUCAGAUUCCAGAUCCUGAUGAGCGAUUAGAGUCAGUUCAUGAAGCAUUAAAAAUGUUGCCACCUGCACACUGUGAAACUCUGAGAUACCUUAUGGCUCACCUAAAGAAGGUUACCCGACAUGAGAAGGACAACCUGAUGAAUGCAGAGAAUCUUGGGAUUGUCUUUGGACCAACUCUAAUGCGUGCCCCAGAACAGGAUCCCAUGGCAGCCUUAAAUGACAUACGUUAUCAAAGACAAUUAGUAGAGAUGCUCAUCCAAAAUGAAGAUGUUUUAUUUUGAACUUGUUGAGAGGGCAUUUUUAAACAAUCAAAGGAAGAAUGAGUUAGAUUAUUUUAUUCUGGUAGCUGUUUCAGUGAGCAGGUCAAAAUGACAACAAUCCUUUGUACUUUUUUUAUAGUAGCUUGGACAUAACUUUGAAUACUAAAACUGUUGGAUUAUACUUGGAUUCUAUAAUGAGAGCUAAAUUUAUGACUUGCAUGAUUUGAUCCUCAUUUUUGUCAUUAUUUUCAGUGGAGCAUCAGGAGUGUUACAGUUUUUUUUAAAUAAUAUUAAAUGAGCUUGCAUGUUUGUGAGUUGUGUUUGUGUAUUUGUUAAAUGAUCCAACUACACCUGUUGUAGUUGAUAAUUCUAGACUAGGGAUGAGGCUAUAAUCACAGGAUUUCAGAAUAUAUAAAAACUAUUGCCAUCAGUGAUACUUGCCACUGUACAUUUCAGUUUUUAGAACCAUGGUAUAAUUUGUCAAAAUUGUGUAAAUUUUACUUGUA
Messenger RNA from Pristis pectinata (smalltooth sawfish), 2279 nucleotides. RefSeq names its product chimerin 1 (gene chn1). Gene Ontology annotation, molecular function: GTPase activator activity. Bases 412 to 1794 code for a protein of 460 amino acids. The transcript has 14 exons. NCBI's taxonomy places the organism in Eukaryota, Metazoa, Chordata, Chondrichthyes, Rhinopristiformes, Pristidae. Gene Ontology annotation, biological process: regulation of small GTPase mediated signal transduction; positive regulation of GTPase activity; signal transduction. The record is from RefSeq and is a predicted model, not a curated record.